AAAAAUUUAUAUAUAUACUCUUUUAAUCCGCUCUUCUUUUUUUUUUCUCAGAAACAUUUUUAAAAAAAAAACUAAUAUACACACAUACACACAUACACACACAAAAAAAAAAUUCAUAUUUAAUAAUAAUAAUAAACAUGGUUCGUCUUGUAACUUUGACAUUACUUCUUGCACUUAUCACUUUAGUCUCUUCUCAGUCUGUUUCGGUGUUAAAUACCCCAUCUGGACCUAUCACUCAAGGAGCGAAAGUAUUGGUCACUUGGGAAACAAUUGCACCAGCUACUCAACCAGGAGUUUUAUCGGCUAUCGCAAAGAGUACACAAAACACGACGGUAUUAUCAGAUAAUAUUGAUAUUAAUGCUAAGUCCUUCGAUUGGGUAGUCAAUGUAAUACCUGACACGUAUAGUCUCGCUCUUAAUGAUGGAUCUGGAAAUAAAUUUUCUGGUCCAGUUGAAGUAAUCGCAGCAAAAAAUCCACAAAGUCCCAAAACUCCAGCCAAAGCUCCAGCUGGAGGAGCUUCACCACCACCACCACCACCACCACCACCAGCAGCAAAAGGAAAACUUGUCCGUAGAGCUCCCCAAAAUAGCGCACCAACUCAAUCUCCAGCUGCAAAGAGCAGUUCCACUUCUACUAAAUCGGCAUUUGAUCUUUUAUUAAGUCUUAUGACCGUAGCCAUUAUUAUGGUACAUUCCGCCUAAACUAUAUAUUGUUAGAGACUAAGAUUAGAUAUUAUAUUACAUAAUUUAUUUUCAUGUGGGACGAGUCGGGUGAAAAUAAUUUCUUUAGUAUUAUAACAUUUAGUUUAAAAACAUUCUAGUUUAUAACAUUUAGUUUUCAAUUCUAUACUAAUAUAAUUUUAGUCCCAAAAAAAAAAA
Molecule: messenger RNA, 878 nt
Organism: Rhizophagus irregularis DAOM 181602=DAOM 197198
Lineage: Eukaryota; Fungi; Glomeromycota; Glomeromycetes; Glomerales; Glomeraceae
Source: RefSeq, a predicted model, not a curated record